AUGUCAGUUUCACCUACACUAUCAUUACUAUCAUAUAAGUCUGAGAAUAAUGAAAUAGUAUUCUUGUAUGGAACUGAGGCUAUACAGCCAACAUCCACUUUAGAGUCAGAACCUGAUACUAUGAAUAAUGGAUCGUUUGUAUGGAGAUACUUUGUGAAGCAAAAGCCAAAUAAUAAGGAGAAUGAGGAUUAA
Molecule: messenger RNA, 192 nt
Organism: Dentiscutata erythropus
Lineage: Eukaryota; Fungi; Glomeromycota; Glomeromycetes; Diversisporales; Gigasporaceae
Source: the annotation of a GenBank genome assembly